Myripristis murdjan (pinecone soldierfish) is the source of this 2327-nucleotide messenger RNA. It is a transcript of the gene sptssa, whose product is annotated as serine palmitoyltransferase, small subunit A. The record is from RefSeq and is a predicted model, not a curated record. The transcript has 2 exons. Gene Ontology annotation, biological process: ceramide biosynthetic process. Gene Ontology annotation, cellular component: serine palmitoyltransferase complex. Bases 83 to 289 code for a protein of 68 amino acids. Lineage: Eukaryota; Metazoa; Chordata; Actinopteri; Holocentriformes; Holocentridae. Gene Ontology annotation, molecular function: serine C-palmitoyltransferase activity.
ACACGUCACACGUCACCUGGAACUGAUCCACGACGAAUCGCGUCUAGUAGGAAAUCAACACUCCGGUGAGAAAGUUGGGAAGAUGGCUCUGGGAGACUGUUGGAAGCAGCUGUCGUGGUUCUACUACCAGUACCUGCUCGUCACGGCGCUCUACAUGCUGGAGCCCUGGGAGCGGACGGUGUUCAACUCUCUGCUGGUGUCUGUGGCCGGCAUGGCGGUCUACACCGGCUACGUCUUCAUGCCGCAGCACAUCAUGGCCAUCCUGCACUACUUUGAGGUGGUCCAAUGACGCGCUGACUCCGCCCAUGUGGCCGCCCACUACUCCUGUCUGUCUCCGCCUACCUGUCUGUCUCUCUGUCUGCGUGUCAUCUCCAGAGUUUUUGGGGGGUGAUUGUCUGCCUCGUCCCUUUUUACCAAAGCUUAUUAAAUAUCAACGGUCAAGCCCCGCCCACCCUGGCGGCUGCGGGGUUGUAAAGGCCACGCCCCCUGACUCCAUGUCGAGAGGCCAUGUUGGAUGUCUCCCCCCGGGACUGUUUGUCCUUCACUCCUGGGAUGGUGAUCGGGUGCAGUGGCGGGGCUGGAGGCGGAGCUUGGCACAGGAUCUCCAAAUGAUUGACAGCCAAAAAGGUGCGCUGGAUUUCGGUUUCACGAUUUGGAAUUUUUUUUUUUUUCCCUCCCAUAUCUACAACGGCAUAUUAGGGCCUUUGUAGGGAGAAAAUUACAGAGCUGGGAGAGCAGGGGGGUAAUAUUCAGAGGAAACAAACUUUUAUGAUUUCUGAGAUUAAAAUGGUAAAUGUACAAGAGAAAUUCAAAUAUAUGAGAAAAAACUCUAAUUCUGAAUCAUACCAUCACAAAUUUGUGAUGAAAAAAUGCUGAAAGUCUGAGAUCAAAGCUGCAAAUUUAAAAGAAUAAACAGUGAAAAGUAUUUUUUUUUUUGUGGGAUUCAGUCAGAAGGAAAUCGUGGUGAUCUGAGAAAAAUAAAUGUUGGAAAUUUUGAUUUUUUUUUUUCUUGGAAUAUUACCCCACCUCCAACCCCGCUCUGUAUUUAUUAUUCCCUGCAGUGGCGUUAAUACGCUUCUGUAUUACCUGUGGCAAGCCUUUUAACGGAGCGCACCGUACUUUCUUUUAAACUGGAGAGCUGUAACCUGUGAGUGAGUGAUGUCCAGCUGCCGGGAGACGCUGGACUGUCAUUUUAUUCCAACGGGACUUCAAGUCAUUGUUGUCACUGUGUUCAAAGCGGGACGGCACAGCGGCGGACGGAUUCCAAAACGUUUUUUCCAUUUUUUUCCAGCUGGAACUCGUCGGAGCCGGCCAGGAGCUCCAAGUGACGGCCUCACUGUCUGAUUCCCCGUUGAACCGAUCGAUCGAGACUAAAACUCCCAUCAGUCGCCUCACUGUCUGGCUGCUCAUGUCUUUCAGAUCCUUGUCAAUGAAAUUCUACAAAUAUUUAAAGACAAAAGCACGCAAAUCUGUAAUAUAUGUGUCUGUCAGCGCUCACUCUAAUGAGCCACGUUAACCAAAAAGUCCGGAUUCUCCACAGGUUUGAUGCCUCUGUUCAUUUUAGCAUUUCCUCUUUUCCUUGCGAGCUGCAGCAGCAGUAAAUAUGUGACUUUAUAUUCUCAGAAUUAUACUUUAUUGUUAUUAAAACAGAAAAAAAUAAUCAAACGUCUUCCUUGGUAUGAACAGCAGCCAAAAAUAAAAAAUGAAAAUAUUAUUUUUAAUAAUAUGACAGAAGAGGAAGACAAUCUUUGCAUUUUUUUGUGAUCUUAGUGAAGUUGGAAUCAGAAAAUAUUUGGCUGUUUUACAUCAUAAAUGGCUAAAACGAGUCACCGGUUGUAAAAAAAAAAAAAAAAAAAAGGAUUAUUUUUCUGUCAGUGAACUAAUCAGUCACCUGCAUUAGUUUUAGCACAAGCUGCUGACAGCGUGGUGAGCUGCUCAGGCGAGACAGAAGCAGCUCUGUGGUGAAGCUGUCAGCAGCUUUCAGUCCCAGUCGAUCAGUAAGACGGAGAAAAAAAAACAUGAAAAAGGUCGGACGUUGAAAAAGGAGGGAGCUGUGCUUUCAUUCCCCUCCUGGUCGAAUCGCACAGCAACGCAGCGUUUCUUCUAUUUGCACAGGCGUCUUAAAUGUUAAAUGUUUCCAUUUUUAUGUAAUCCUGUUUUACGAUAUGCAUUCUCCUACUGAUAUCCCUCGGAAAUUGUGAUUAUUUUCCUUGAAGAGUUAUGUAUUUUUCUCGAUUAACGUGUAUAUAAUCUUGUAUACAAAUUUGUAAAGUUUUGUAGUUGGAUAUGUUGGCUUUGAGGAUAAAAAAUAUAUACUAUAUUUGUGG